AUGCAGUAUCCAUCUUGGCCAGAACAACCGACCUUCAGGAUAUCCUCGACCGGUUCGCACAACUACAGCGAUGUGGGUAGUGCAUCUCAUGCAUUGUCCUCCCACAGAGCGGAGCAUCCUUUGACUAGCAAGAAGAUGGCAAUUCCUAGGCUAGCAGAAGGGCUGGAAACAUUCCCAACUCCAAGUAGAUUUCAUCGUCGUCACGUGAGCCGAGCAUGUGAAUCCUGCAGACAGAGAAAGACAAAGUGCACUGGAGAUAAGUCCGGUUGUCGCAACUGCCGUGAGGCUGGCAUCAUUUGCUGCUAUACAGAUGAUGGCUCCGUGGCUGACUUCAGAGAAAUUGGUACGCCAAGGCAAUUGGCUAGCUUGGAGGCCAAAAUACGGACUUACGAAGAUGCUUUGAAGAACCUGAGCAGCAGAUUUGGGAUUACGAAUGAGCAGCUGAUGAACCUUGCAUUGACUGUGGAAGAGUCCUCUAGUCCUUCCUUGUCCCCCGAUGGGCGAACCCCCUUGCCCGGAACUCAAAGACCUCUCUCAGCUACCAGUUCCCAGUUGUCACUAUAUGUUGACUCAAGCCACUGCCUUGAUUGCAUCAAUGAAGACUUCAACAAGGACGAAGUUUCCCAAGCUACUGGUUAUAUUGGUCAAAGCUCCGAAAUAUCAUGGAUACAUUCAUUAGGCCGAGAUAUCAAUGGAGACACUGAGCACGGUACUCCGAGCGAAGCUAUAUUUUUAUCGACCUCUGAUAGUAGUCUUAUCUCCGCAUCGAAUUACCAUGUUGAUGAUCAAGAACUGCCAAAUAUCGAGCGACAAGAGGCAUAUGCACUACCAUCAAAGGAUGUAGCUUCAAAGCUCUACAACUGCUAUUUGGAUUGGGUGCAUCCUACCUUCCCAAUCAUAGGAACCACACCAUUUGGAAAACAGUUCCACGCAUUCUUCAACGAUACCAGGUUACAUACGGGUAACAAGUGGCUCGCAGUCUUGAACCUAUUAUUUGCGAUUGCUGCUAGGUAUGCUUACAUCUCUGAAGCAGAAUGGCAGCUGAACAAGAAUAAUCACUGGUUGUAUUUCUCAAGAGCGAGGGUCUUGAGUAUAGAUGAUUGGAGCUUUCAUCAUCCUGACCUACAGCAAUUACAAGUGGAAGGGCUAACAGCUUUAUACAUGCUUUCAUUGGGGCAUGUCAACCGUGCCUGGAGAAUCUGCGGAAGUGCUGUUCGGGGAGCCCUUGGUCUUGGGUUGCAUCUGCGCAACAUGAGCAAGUCUGCUUCGGAUACUUCCAGGGAGAUUCGAUAUCGUGUAUGGUGGUCUCUCUACACACUUGAUCACCGACUUAGCAUAAUCACGGGACGGCCUUCCUUCAUAGAUGAUACUGUCUAUACAACACCUCUCCCAGUACCAUUUGACGAAAAGGAUUUCGGGAAGGAUGAAGUUAUAAAUUGCCUCCGGUUCUCACACGGAACUGAAGGAAUUCAUACAGAUUUUGAUUUGAUGGGCAGACACUCAAUAGCAAUCUCCAAGGGUACAGGCGCAAUUUCCGGUCCUCCCUCCGGAUCGUUGCACUUCCUCCAUGUCAUUCGGCUCAUGCUGAUAUCAAAGAAGAUGAUAAAUAAGCUUUACAGUCCCUCAGCAGCGAGCACGUCUUGGAUGGGGAUAGAAUUCGCUAUACAAGGUCUUACAUCUGACGUUGAAUCAUGGCUUCUGAGCCUUCCUAAGGAGUUUGACUUUACCUCGACCCAAUCCACGCAGGUUACUUAUUCGAUAUCUAACCACCGAAUGAGCCUGGCAUUUAUUUUCUAUAGCACCAAAAUUGGAAUAACACGGCCAUGUCUGCGCCGUUCCAAUCCUGUGAAUCAGGAUGGCAAAACUCCAGAUGAAAAGAUACAGGAUUUCUGUCAGAGAACAGCAGCUGAGUGCGUGGAAUCAGCUUGCCAUAUGCUGAGAUUGUUCCCAGAUGGGCUAGAUGCUGCUGCGCUGUACAGAAUGUCACCUUGGUGGUGUAUACUGCAUUUUCUUGUACAAGCAACCACGGUCCUUUUAAUGGAACUGUCUUUUGGUGUUUGCCACGUACCAGAGAAAGCAUCGAUGGUUUCUAAGGCGACCGAAAGAGCACUUAAAUGGCUUGCUAUACUCGCAAAUACCAACGCGGCCUCGGAGAAAGCUCGCUUACUAUGCGAAGGUCUUUUGCGCCGUAUCGAACAAUAUGCGGGCGUGAAUUUACCCAACCCGCCCAUCCCUAGCAGAUUCGGCACUUCUGUUACGCCUGGACCUGGACCAACCGGACUUUCGUCUGCUCCAGAGCCGCAGACUAAUGAACUUGGAUGUGGUCCUUUACCGCUCUCAGAUCCGUCAACUUCUCUGGAAGCCCAUUUAAAAGGCCAGCCUGCUUCAGAAAGUCCGGACCUCAUGCAUACGGACAAGGAUACCACCGCUCAGGAUACUUACGAUGAGAGCCUUCCUUAUGAUCCAAGCACAGGGCAGAUCAUAGGGUCCUUUUUCCCACCUAAUUUAGGACUCGGCUUGGAAAUAAGCGAAUACUUUUUGGAGGAAGUGUGA
This is a messenger RNA of Aspergillus welwitschiae, 2553 nucleotides long. RefSeq names its product transcription factor domain-containing protein. Gene Ontology annotation, molecular function: zinc ion binding; DNA-binding transcription factor activity, RNA polymerase II-specific; DNA binding. Lineage: Eukaryota; Fungi; Ascomycota; Eurotiomycetes; Eurotiales; Aspergillaceae. Bases 1 to 2553 code for a protein of 850 amino acids. The record is from RefSeq and is a predicted model, not a curated record. Gene Ontology annotation, biological process: DNA-templated transcription; regulation of DNA-templated transcription. The transcript is spliced from 5 exons.